Zasmidium cellare ATCC 36951 is the source of this 1026-nucleotide messenger RNA. RefSeq lists its product as uncharacterized. The record is from RefSeq and is a predicted model, not a curated record. Gene Ontology annotation, cellular component: PCNA complex. Lineage: Eukaryota; Fungi; Ascomycota; Dothideomycetes; Mycosphaerellales; Mycosphaerellaceae. The coding region runs from base 1 to 1026 and encodes 341 amino acids. The transcript has 5 exons. Gene Ontology annotation, molecular function: DNA polymerase processivity factor activity; DNA binding. Gene Ontology annotation, biological process: leading strand elongation; regulation of DNA replication; translesion synthesis.
AUGUUAGAUGAGAGGGAACUUGCCAUCCAUCCAAUCGUGCAGGAGAGCGUCCAGCAUAAUGCUCGCACUGUUUCGAAUAUCCGGGCCUUGACCGCGUCGUUGUUUGGUGUGGCCGCAGGGACGCUGGGGCUGGAGUCGCUGCCGGGCUUCAUCUUCUACUUUACUGGCACGGCUAUUGUUUCCCUGCUCAUCUUCUCGCUCAAGGCGGAGCAGGACGCGAAGUCUUACUUCUUCCGCCCCUUCUCGGACCUCUGGGCUGGCGACAUGUUUGGAGGCUUGAUGUCCUUUGUCGUCGACGCCAUCAAGGACCUCGUCCAAGACUGCAACUUCGACUGCAAUGACUCCGGCAUCGCCCUCCAAGCCAUGGACAACUCCCACGUCGCCCUCGUCUCCAUGAUGCUCAAGUCCGAAUCCUUCUCGCCCUUCCGCUGCGACCGCAACAUCGCCCUCGGCAUCAACCUCAGCUCGCUCACCAAAGUCCUGCGAUGCGCCGCGAACGAAGAUAUCCUGACCAUGAAGGCGGAGGAUGCGCCGGACGUUGUCAACUUCACGUUCGAGAGCUCCGAGAGCGACAGGAUGGCGGAGUACGAUAUCAAGCUGAUGGAUAUCGAUCAAGAGCAUUUGGGUAUUCCUGAGACGGAGUAUGCGGCCACGAUUGAGAUGCCCAGCGCGGAGUUUCAACGUAUCACGAGGGAUUUGACGGCGCUUAGCGAGUCCGUCUCCAUCGAGUGCACAAAGGACGGUGUCAGCUUCAAGUGCACUGGCGACAUUGGCAACGGAUCCGUCACCCUUCGCUCGCACACCAACGUCGAGAAGCCGGAGCAGAACAUCGAGAUCAACCUUUCCGAACCCGUCGCACUCACAUUCUCGCUCAAGUACCUCAUGAACUUCUGCAAAGCUUCCGGCCUUAGCAGUUCCGUCAAGCUCUGCCUCAGCAACGAGGUGCCUCUGCUCGUCGAGUACGGUCUCAGCAACAACAGCUACUUGCGAUUCUACCUCGCGCCAAAGAUCGGCGACGAAGAGUAA